AGCCUGUAGUAUGUAGGGAAAUGCAGGUUUGUCUCUGCCACGUUCAUUGCGGAUCUUAGUCUAACGUACAGUACAUACUUCGCAGAAGGCAGUGUUUCUUCUGCCAUGGCAUCCAACUCUCAGAAAAACACUCGCGAACAGCAUGAUCCUACUGUCAAUGAUGAUCUGGAAUCAAUGGAGACAUUGUUCGGUACGGCUGGGGCCGAUUCAAGUUUAGGACGUUUGGAAGAUUCUGUUUCCUUAUUUCAGAAACCUAGUCGUGAUACUUACUUCAGCCAAGAAAGCAAGAAAGGGCUAGUCAUCGGUGCUGUUGGCCUUAUCGGCUGCUAUACUCUCAAGUAUUUCGUGCGUCCCUCAAACCUCCUCAGAAAACGAGUAUGGAUCGGCAGUACAUUUGGUGUACUCUCAUAUGACGCCAUCGCUUCUGAAGUGCAACAGAAUCGAUUCGUACGCACGCUCCGGCCGGACAACGAACUUCAAACCCUAUCUUUAUCGAGUCUUAUAAUGUUCUUCACUUCUAUGAAUCUUAUGAGCGCACAAAAGGCGUUUCCCAAGUUAGAUGAUGAACUCAUCUCUUACUACCGGGAUUUUCGCAGCACAACUACUGGUGCCACUACAAGCAUAACUGAACGCAUAUCGCAAGCAACACGUGCUGCGUGGUCAUCUGAGAAUUCAAGAGCCAUUUGUUGGUGUCUCUUCGCCAAUAGCCUUCUGCGUGCCGGUGUAGCCCCCAGAGAUGUCGAUAUAUGCAUAUGCAAUCUGGCGCUUUGGGCGGACUUGCCGCUCGGACGACAGCCAUUAGAUCGGAAACGUGAUCUGGCGGUUGCUUCCUGGACAGGGGCAGUCAUCGUCCGACUGUUGACCCACAGACGAUGGUUGUCGCGUAUUUCUGCGCCGAUUGCCAUUUCGUCGCUCUUUUUCUGGUUCACUGUGGACCGAGUGCGGGGCUAUUACACCUUCUAUGAACCUUCGCGGAUCGAGCAAAAAGAGAAGGUGGCGAAAGUGUACAAGGACCACAUACUACUCGCAUCUGACAUACAGAAGCUCAAUAAAAGGCUUGAAGACAAUGGAUUGUUCGACUAAUCCUGGUAGAAAUAUAAGUAUGUUGCUCACAAUCUCCAGUUCAAGCUGCAGGUUCACAACUGCCUUUCACGACAUGGGGAAUGUUAUGUGGUUGAUAACAUGAGUGGGCAGUUCUUCAUGCCUCAAAACAGCUCGUCUCUUGCCUUGUUGGUGGCGAUGUACACUCAGUGGUCUCACGUGCAUUCCGUGUACAAAUGAUCUUCCAUAUGGUAUGGUUUCUGAGAGA
Messenger RNA from Somion occarium, 1309 nucleotides. NCBI's taxonomy places the organism in Eukaryota, Fungi, Basidiomycota, Agaricomycetes, Polyporales, Cerrenaceae. The record is from the annotation of a GenBank genome assembly.